AUGGGCAACUCCUGUGUUACUGGCGCCUGCAGCCAGGGUUCCAAUGGGUCGGGGACAACCUUCAAAUGGAGGAUCGAUGGUUUCUCCGCGCUUCUAGAUAAGGAUGAAGGAUGGACCAACUCCAGUGUGUUUGUGAUCAAGGGGCUUAACUGGUACCUGAAGCUGAACCCAAGGGACAGAAAGAGUGGCGACCAGAAUGAAUAUGUUACUCUUAAUCUUGUCCUGACUAAAGUAUCUGAGAAAUCCCAUACGGUCGCGGAGACAACUUUCAAGUUCCUGAUAUAUGACCAGUUACAUGGGAAGCACCAUGAAGAGCAUCAAGUGAGCCACAGUUUUCAGGCUACAAGCAGAUUCUCUGGGACCUCAUGCAUGAUCCCCCUCGCGACGCUUAAGGAGCAGCCCUCUGGAUUCCUCGUCAAUGACAGCUGUGUUUUCGGUGUCCAGUUCAUCAAAGUUGUCGCUGUUAAAGGUAAACAUGUUUUGGAGACGCUGUUUGUUCAGAAGACUAGCAACAUCAGCAAUGGCCCACAAGCCUACACCUGGAACAUUGAUGAUUUCUUUGUGUUGAAGAACCCGAGCACCUCUCCAGAGUUUCAGCUCUGUGGACACAAAUGGUUCAUCACCAUCUAUCCAUCUGGUUCCGAUUCGAAUGGGAACUACAUCUCCCUGCAUCUGAGCAUGAAGGACACACUCCAUAAGGAUUCGGGGAUCCUGGCAGAGGUUAGCAUAAGCAUCAAAGACCAGGAAACUGGCAAGCACAUGAAAACAUCAGACGAGGAUAGCUUCAAUCCGAGGUGGAUGAGCGGGGCCACUUUCUUCACCGAGGGCCUGGCCAUGAUGCGCCCCCACCACGCCAUGACGCUCGCGCGCGACUCCAGCAGCGUCGCGUACUCGGUGCCGGCCACCAGGCAGUAG
Molecule: messenger RNA, 915 nt
Organism: Triticum turgidum subsp. durum (durum wheat)
Lineage: Eukaryota; Viridiplantae; Streptophyta; Magnoliopsida; Poales; Poaceae
Source: the annotation of a GenBank genome assembly